Messenger RNA from Vidua chalybeata, 1816 nucleotides. RefSeq names its product sterile alpha motif domain containing 3 (gene SAMD3). The transcript is spliced from 11 exons. Bases 22 to 1620 code for a protein of 532 amino acids. NCBI's taxonomy places the organism in Eukaryota, Metazoa, Chordata, Aves, Passeriformes, Viduidae. Gene Ontology annotation, molecular function: protein binding. The record is from RefSeq and is a predicted model, not a curated record.
UUAGCAUUGCAACAACUGAAGAUGGAAAGUUGGUCAGUUGAGCAAGUCUGCAACUGGUUGAAACAGAGAAAUUUAGGAGAGCUAGUUCCUAAGUUCCGUGAAGAAGAAAUAAGUGGAGCAGCUCUUCUGGCUCUUAAUGAUCGUAUGGUGCAGCAGCUGGUGAAGAAGAUUGGGCACCAGGCAGUGCUGAUGGACCUGAUUAAAAAAUACCAGCAACAGAGGAGUGGGCUGGAAUCCCUUACAUACUGUUGUGAAACAGCUUCUCAAAAAUUUCCAGAAGUAAUCAGUGGGGCUACUGACAGACAGAUGUUGAAUUCUUCUGGUCUUCUGGUGGAGCAGAAGAAAUAUCUGUAUUCAGCUGAAAAUGAAAAAGGACUAAUUGAUCAUAGAGUGCUAAAGCAAAAAAAAAACCUGAAAUCAUUUUUUGCAAGACACAAGAUGUUGCAGUGGACAAGUUCUUAUGUUUUGCCAGACUUCCCUUACGAUGUCAAGUGCGUAUUAGCAGAAAAUAAAUGCCCUGAUCACAGUAUGAGAAUAAGAAUUAUUGAAUUUUUACAAGCAGACAUGACAAAAUACCUGGAAGGAUCACUGUAUCCGAACAGUCAGCAAUAUAACAUUGUUGUCAAUGCUCUGCUCCAGGCAUACCCAUUCCUUGAUGAAGAUGGGAAUGGCUUUUUGCUGUGGAAACGGGCCCUUAAAGAUCGUUUCAAAUACGUGCGGAGACCUAUUGAAGAUGAUGAGCAAGUCCUGAGGAACAAAUGCAAGUUUGGCCACAGGAGAGGACAGAGCAAAAAAUCUUCUUUUGCUGAAAAUACUCUUGAUGAUUUUCUUUUAGUUCAGCUGGAAGAACCUGCUCAUCUUAAAGGCAGUGCAAUGGAUUUACAUAUUAAGUGGCUUAAUCAAGAGUAUAUGAAGACUCAGAGGAACUGGGAAGAAGUGGAUAACAGAAUGAAUGCAACAAUAGAAAUACGGAGAAAGAUGAUCAGUGAUAAGGCACCUUUAAAAUAUAUUCUAAGACAAUUUCCUUUCUUAAGAUGCCCUUAUCAGCUUUUUAGGGAGUUCCAGCUUCUCACACACAUGGACAUUUAUAAGAAAACAGUUGAGAUUUUGGAGAUUUAUUCAGAAAACAUAUUGUCCUUGUAUGUGGUGAGGAAUAAUCCAAUUAACAUGAUGCUGCAAGAAAAUCUGAAGCAGCACACAGAGGAGGACGUUCUGAAAUAUAUGAAAAUGACUGCUGCAUGUUUAGUCCUGCCAGAGGUCUUUGGAGAUGACUCCAGUCUGUUUGCUGCAGUGAACGAGGAGGUAAAGGCAGUGACACCAGUGUUGGAAGUGAAAAACCCCUUCAACAUGAAUUCAUGCGAGUUUGCCCUGUACAUAGAAAGGGAAGAGUUAGCCCAGCUCAAUGACUGCACCAUGGCUCUGGCGGCGCUGGUGGCUGCAUUCCAUGUAUUUGAUAUCCCAUGCCCAAAGAGAAUCCACAGGACACUGAACUUCCUGGAGUCCCUGGUCUUUGAAGUGAGGAACCCAGCAUCCCUGCCCACCCUGGUAAAGACAGGGCUGGAGACACCCAAGUAUCCAGUAUCUGAUGGUGCACCCAGCACUCCUCUCAGAAGCAUUUGAUAUUUUAUCAAAAUAAAUCCCUUUGUGCCAUUCUUUCUAGUGAAAGUGUAUGUAUAUUUAAAAGUUAUGUUUAGUAAUGACCUCCUUUUUUUAUUGUACUGGCUACUUCUAAAAAACAAAUUAAAACUCAAGCAGUUUCAUUAUUUUAAAUGUAGAUUUUAGAGCAGUCUAGAGAUAAUAAAAUUUUCUUGAUUAC